Messenger RNA from Oncorhynchus kisutch (coho salmon), 6314 nucleotides. It is a transcript of the gene kif1ca, whose product is annotated as kinesin family member 1C, a. Gene Ontology annotation, biological process: microtubule-based movement. Gene Ontology annotation, molecular function: microtubule binding; microtubule motor activity; ATP binding. NCBI's taxonomy places the organism in Eukaryota, Metazoa, Chordata, Actinopteri, Salmoniformes, Salmonidae. The record is from RefSeq and is a predicted model, not a curated record.
UGGCGACCGGCUGGUUCCUCUGAGUAGUGCGAGAGGUGAGGAGAGGAGGAGCGCUUGAGGCGAGGGCCGCACACUUUAUUUUUUUAUUUUUUAUUUUUAUUUUUCCUUUCCAACCGGCCCGGUAAAUAACGGAGAGAGGACUUCCCCGUCCAGCUGUCAGACCGGGACCUGAGGUCAAACUAACUCCGGUUCACCGGACAGACAGAACGUUAACGGGACCAGAACUCUGCCUGCCUUUUCCUCUGCCGUGAUUCAGCCCAAUCCGAGAUCAGACCACACCGAUCGGCCGACGCUAAACUUUCCGUUUCUCUCUCCCGGGACUAAAUCCUCUCUCAUCGACACUUAAUCUCCCUGUAUUAACGACACUUUUAAUCGUUUGGGAACUUUUACUUUCAGGUCGCGAGGAGUUGUAAUUCGCCUAAAGGACACAGCGCCCCCACCCAACUUCUGAAACACUUUUCUCCGUGGUUCUUAUUUCUGUCUGGUGCGGUAACGGGGCAUGACGAGGAUUAUCUAACUGGACGUCGCUGAGCCACUAGACCCACCAUUUGUUCUCCAGUAAAGGGGUAAGGGGUCAGAGGUGAGGAUGGCAGGAGCCUCAGUGAAGGUGGCAGUACGCGUGCGACCUUUCAACUCCCGGGAGACCAGCCGAGAUGCCAAGUGUGUUAUACAGAUGCAGGGAAACUCCACCUGCAUCUCCAACCCCAAACAGCCCAAGAAUGAAGGCAAGAGUUUCACCUUCGACUACUCUUACUGGUCACACACUACGGCGGAGGAUGAGAGAUUUGCCUCCCAGAGACAAGUCUAUAAGGACAUCGGAGAGGAAAUGCUGCUUCAUGCUUUUGAAGGAUACAAUGUCUGUAUCUUCGCCUACGGACAGACCGGAGCAGGGAAGAGUUACACAAUGUGGGGAAGACAGGAAGAGGGACAGGAGGGGAUCAUUCCCCAGCUGUGUGAGGAUUUGUUUAAGAGGACAGUUGGAAACACAGAUCCUGAUCUCUCCUUCUCAGUGGAGGUGUCCUACAUGGAGAUCUACUGUGAGAGGGUGCGUGACCUGUUGAACCCUAAGUCGAAGGGUACACUCCGUGUUAGGGAGCACCCUAUAAUGGGACCGUACGUUGAAGAUCUGUCUAAACUGGCUGUGACCGGAUACAAUGACAUUCAGGACCUAAUGGACUGUGGAAACAAAGCUAGGACGGUGGCGGCAACAAAUAUGAAUGAGACGUCUAGUCGUUCCCACGCCGUCUUCACCAUCGUGUUCACACAGAAACGAAGAGACCAACUCACCAGCCUGGACACUGAGAAGGUCAGUAAGGUCAGUCUGGUGGACCUAGCUGGUAGUGAGAGAGCUGACUCGUCGGGGGCAAAGGGUUUGAGGUUGAAGGAAGGAGCUAAUAUCAACAAGUCUCUCACCACCCUGGGGAAGGUCAUCUCUGCUCUGGCUGAAAUGCAGAACAGUAAGAAGAGGAAGUCCGACUUCAUCCCCUACAGAGACUCGGUCCUCACCUGGCUCCUGAAAGAGAACCUGGGUGGUAACUCCAGGACAGCGAUGAUAGCAGCUCUCAGUCCAGCAGACAUUAACUAUGAAGAAACACUCAGUACACUCAGGUAUGCGGACCGUGCCAAGCAGAUCAGGUGUAAUGCUAUAAUCAAUGAGGAUCCCAACGCCAGACUGAUCAGAGAACUGAAAGAAGAAGUCAACAGACUGAGAGACCUGCUGUUCUCACAGGGGCUGUCUGAACUAUUGGCUGUAACAGGUGGAGAGGUGAACAACAACAGUGUUCUGGGCUCCUCCCCCACAGGCCUGCCAACCCACCAGCCAAUCACCGCUAACGGCCAAUCAGAAGCCCCACAGAACCCUGCCCAAGAUUCUAACUCCGCCCCUGACGAAGACUCCACACCUGACGGAGACGCUGAUCACAUGACUGAUCACAUGACGGCGGACUUUGCUGAAGGGGAGGAGCUUGUUGAGACCAUCAGUAAAGAGGAGGUGGCUGAGAGACUGGAGGAGACUGAGAAGAUCAUUGCUGAGCUGAACGAGACAUGGGAGGAGAAACUGAGGAAGACUGAAUCUAUACGACAUGAGAGAGAGUCUCUGCUGGCUGAGAUGGGAGUGUCCAUUAAAGAAGAUGGAGGAACAUUAGGGGUGUUCUCUCCUAAAGGGACUCCCCACCUGGUGAAUCUGAAUGAGGAUCCUCUGAUGUCAGAAUGUCUGCUGUACUACAUCAAGGAGGGAGUCACCAGGGUUGGUCAACAGGAUGUGGACAUCAGACUCUCUGGUCAGUUCAUCAAGGAACAACACUGUGUCUUCUACAGUCACACCAACCACCAAGGAGAGGUCAUAGUAACCCUGGAACCUCUGGAGGGGGCAGAGACUUAUGUCAAUGGGAAACAGAUCACAGAAGCGCUGGUGCUAAAACAAGGUAACCGUAUAGUGAUGGGGAAGAACCAUGUGUUCCGGUUCACCCACCCAGAACAGGCCCGUCUGGAGAGAGAACAGAGAGAGAGGAGCAGUACCAGUCCCAGCCACCAGGAGACCGAAUGCACUGCCAACACAGGCCUCCAGGGGGAGCCAGAGGACUGGACCUACGCUCAGCGAGAACUACUGGAGAAACAAGGGAUAGACAUCAAACUGGAGAUGGAGAAGAGGCUGCAGGACAUGGAGAUUCAGUACCGGAGGGAGAAGGAGGAGGCUGACCUAUUACUGGAACAACAGAGACUGUAUACAGACUCAGACAGUGGAGACGACUCUGAUAAGAGAUCCUGUGAAGAGAGCUGGAGACUGAUAUCUUCACUCAGAGAGAAACUACCUGCUAACAAGGUCCAGUCGAUAGUAAAGCGUUGUGGCCUGCCCAGUAGUGGUAAACGUCGGGAGCCACUCAGGGUCUAUCAGAUCCCUCAGCGUCGCCGAAUCAGCAAAGACCCCAAACGGGUUACCAUCAGAGACCUGAGGAUGCAGGCGGUCAAAGAGAUCUGCUACGAGGUUGCCUUGGGGGAUUUCCGUCACUCUCGUCAGGAGAUUGAGGCUCUGUCCAUUGUGAAGAUGAAGGAGCUAACCAGGAUGUAUUCUAAGAAAGACAACACAGAGGCAGACAGCUGGAGGGCUGUGGCUCAGGAUGUCUGGGACACCGUGGGGAUAGGGGAGGACAGGAGGGAGGAGGUGGAGGAGGGAGGAGGAGGGGCAGGGCCUGGGGGUGUGUACGACCUGAAGGCUCAUAUUGAUAGGCUGACGGAUGUUCUACAGGAAGUAAAGAUUCAGAAUAAUAUGAAGGAUGAAGAGAUCAAAGCUCUGAGAGACAGGAUGGUCAAGAUGGAGAGCAUUAUACCUACUGGACAGGAGGAGGACAUGGAAAAUGACGAGGAGGAAGGGGGCGGUUCCCAAUGUGAUGGUGACGGGGUCGAUGAUGACGGACAGCCCAAUCCACCCAAUGAGAAGAGAGUAGUUAAGCUGAUGACAGACGACCCAGCCUUUAGACGAGGGAGGAUGAGGUGGCUGAAACAGGAACAGACCCGACUACAGAACCUUCAACAACAGAAUAUUACUAAAAGACUCAGACAGAACACCCAGAACUCCCCAACCCCCAACACCCCUCUGGUCCCAGUGCACCCCCCCCCUGUGGUCCACCUCCCCGGGACCGGCCGCUUCAUCCCCCCACAGGACUGUAAACUCAAGUUCCCCUUCAAGAGCAACCCCCACCACCGUCUCUCAUGGAGCCCUGCCACUGCCCUGAUGAUGCUGGGGGAGGGGGGGAUAGAUGGUGAGUGGGAGGAGCGGGCAGAGGGAGGAGGUGGAAAAGCAACUCCCUCUCCUCCUCCUCCUCCUGCUGCUCUCCUCCCACUCCCAUUCCAGAUGGUCCCUAGAGGCCACACCCCCUCCCCACACCGCACCUGGCAACAACCACAACAGCACCGUAGCAACAGUAACCAUGGGAACCCACACUUCCCAGUUCCAGGGCAACAGCAGGGGCCGCCUCCGUGGCGAUAUAGGCGGAACUCCCUGGACAGCUCCCCACAGGGCAACAACAACAAUCACCAGGGAAACAACUACCCCGGCAACCCCAACAACAACGGAGGUGGUCACCAGGGGCGACCGCGUUAUCGUGGAGGAGGGGGGAUGGAGGGAAGAGGAAGGGAGAGGGAUCAGAGAGGAGGAGGAGGGAGGUUUCAGCAGGGGGAGACAGAGGAGGGUACCAUCACCCCUACUACAUCCCUCCUCACCAACACCUCUACCACAGCAGCAGUAACCACCACCCUCCACCAGGGGGCCACAUAUCCCCCCAGGGAAGAGGAGGAGGUGCAGGGUGGUUUCAGGAGGGGUACAGCACCCCCCCUCGCAUGAAGAGGCAGUUUAGUGCCCCCGAUCUGAAGAGCAAGGAGACCCCUGUGUGACCUCUCACCCCUGACCCCACACACAGACAACCUUCCUAUAAGGACACUGCAUAUCCAGCUGACAGGCUUAUGACCUGUCAUAACACUACAUACUGCUGUUAUAACUGAUGCUACUACACUACAUGGUGUAUAAUGUAGCUAUAUGGACUGGGGCAUGUGUGUGUCUGCAUGCUUCUGUCUCUGCCAUUGUGUAAUUGAAUACAGAACAGAGUGUGUGUGUCAACGCUUUGCUUAGCACACAACAAUGAGUCUGCACACUCUGUGUCACUCACACACAACACUAAAUAACGCCAGUGUGUGUGUUCCUGCUGUAGUGGUUAGCGUUCUCAUAUACAACAGGUCUUUUUAAAUAUUAGUUCUGAGGGUCUUUCUGAAGGUCAGCAGUUCUGUUUUAGUUGUUGAUACGUUUUCAUGCACCAGCAGGGCAUUAUGGGAGGUGCCUUCGGCGGCCUGGCCCACACGACCGUACCUGCUUUCCCGUCCAAAUUACAUAUUGAUCCUUUAUUUGACCUGGACGCGCGUCAACACAAAGACCCAUCAAUCUCAGAUAAAGCAUCCGAGUGACAGAAACAGCACCCCUCUGUCUGUCUGUCCCCUCUGUCUGUCCCUCUGUCUGUUUCCUCUGUCCCCUCUGUCUGUUUCCUCUGUCUGUCCCCUCUGUCUGUUUCCUCUGUUGUCCCCUCUGUCUGUCCCCUCUGUCUGUUUCCUCUGUCUGUUUCCUCUGUCUGUCCCCUCUGUCUGAUCUGUGUCCUCUCUGAUACUAUUUCUGGCCAGACAGCAUCAGAGACAUAUAGUAACAUUGAGGGGUGCUGAUUGGCUCGAAUGCUUUCUCCAGUGAGAUAGUUACAGCGGAGAGGAAGUCUCUCCAGAAUAAGCCCAAUGCGUUUCUAUGGGCAUAAUAUGCAGACCUAAGCAUGUCGCCUGCCUACCUGCCAUUAGGACAAUGACUCCCGUUGUUAGGGCGGAGACAUGAGCAUCUAGUCAUUAUAUACAGAUCUCUGGUUUCAGCCUCUUGGGAAUUGGACAGUUGGCAGGUGCACAGGUCUCUGUUAGGAUACUUCCCUUAAAGAAAAUAUAUGUUUUGCCAAAAUUAUAUAAUUACUCCUGUUGUCCAUUUUUUCAUUGUCUUUUGUUUGGUGCGCUAAAUGUGAGCAAUGAGCAUGUGUCUGGUCUCUCUGCCAUGAUAACGUUGAGGGAGAGCAUGUGUCUGGUUGCUCUUCCCUGAUUGUGUUGAGGGAGAGCACGUGUCUGGUUUCUCUUCCCCGAUUGUGUUGAGGGAGAGCAUGUGUCUGGUUUCUCUUCCCUGAUAGUGUUGGGAGAGCAUGUGUCUGGUUUCUCUGCCCUGCUAGUGUUGAGGGAGAGCAUGUGUCUGGUUUCUCUUCCCUGGUAGUGUUGAGGGAGAGCAUGUGUCAGGUUUCUCUGCCCUGAUAAUCUUGAGGGAGUGUGCGCACCUGAGCAUGCCUAGCAGUAGGCCUACCUGGCCUGCUGCGUGCAUAUGUAGAAAAGCUCAUUUGGGAGAUCUGAUUGUCUUAGCCACAACUAAUCAGCUGAGCCUCUCAGUCAUUUUUUCCUCACACAGUAAGAUAAUGAAGUCUGACAUUUUUUUUUACAUCCAUUGCGAAUGAUAAUAGUUCCUCACGGUUUUUGAAAAAAAAAACACUCCUGGCCUAUGAGAAUCACCCAGCCUCGGGGUGAAAAAAGCUAAAUAUCAUGAUCUGAUGAUCGCAUAUAUCCAGUGGAAACAGCAGAAACUGCUUUCUGUCCCGACCUCACUGGGCCGGAAUAGUUGAUACAAUGUUGCAGGUUCGCUUGCCUUGGGGCUGGACUCAGUUGAUGAUCAAGUCAAGAACAAUGGAAAGGGAGGCAGACAGCAGAGUAGAGAGAUGAAUGCGAUUGAAAAUGAAAGAAUAAAUAUUUUAUCGGGA